AUGAUUUUAAUAUUUUUAAUAAACAUUUUGUUUUAUUUGAAUUUAAUGACUAGAAUUUGUGAUUCUAGCUUGGUCAGUACAAACCAUAAAUUAGGAUCGGGGUUAUCGAGAGUGUCAUUAGAUCGACUGUGUAAAAAGAUAACAGAAUCCAAAACACCGAACACCUGUAAAAUAGUUUCAUGUAUAGGAGCAAAUGGGUGGAAACAGAGAUUGCUUCUUGAAAAAAGUUUCGGCCUCGAUCCAAGUAAAUCGUCAACACUAAGUGGGCCCCUGAGACCAAGAAGCGAUUUAUGGGAACUUAAAGCUCCAGGCGGGCCGAGUUUACUGCUGGAUUCAGAGAUGCCAAACUUUGAAAAUGAAGUGAGAAGUAACGUGGACAACAGUUCAUUCAUUAAGCUCUCAGCACUGUCAAGCUGUAUAUACGUGUUUUUGAACGAGAGCGAUUUUGACGUAAAUGACGGAGAAGUUAAAUUUGGAUCAAACGUAAAAAGGUUUUUUGAAAAAUUGUCAAAAAGAAUACAAUUUGAAGCGGGAGGAAGGGAUAAGAAGAUAAAGAACAUGUUCAUAGUGUUCCCGGAUUUUAAAUCGUUUGAAAAAAAGGUACAAGUCGCGCAAGUACUGAGGUCGUUUUCGUCUAACAGACAGCUAGCAUUGGCACUGGACUACCUGAGCACUAAAUCGUUUCAAAACAUGAGCAAAUUCGUUGACGAAUCGCUGGAAAAGGCGCUGAAAAACGAGAAGGUGGAGGAGUUUGCGAAAACGUACCAAGCACAGGUGUUGGACUCUAGAAUAAGCUACUAUACUCUGGCGAUGCAGCUUCUGGUUAGUUAG
Messenger RNA from Theileria orientalis strain Shintoku, 831 nucleotides. RefSeq lists its product as hypothetical. The transcript has 5 exons. Lineage: Eukaryota; Apicomplexa; Aconoidasida; Piroplasmida; Theileriidae. The record is from RefSeq and is a predicted model, not a curated record. Bases 1 to 831 code for a protein of 276 amino acids.